GGCACACUCCUUCCUCUCACCUGAUUGCAUUCAUCCACUUCAAUGGCGGCUGGUGAAGAGUUUGAUGAAGAACUGGUGUUGGAAAACUCUCCUUUGUACCAGUAUUUGCAGGAUGUGGGACACACUGACUUUGAAAUCUGUCCAACUUCAUCAUGGGCGGAAGAAUGCUCAUCAAAAGAGGAGCCAAAUGAACUGGAUAUCCCUGCCACGCCAACAAUAUUUUUAAUCAAUCUGUUCAGAUGUGACGCACUUCUGAAGCAGUUGGGACUUGAACCCAGGCCUUCUGGCUCAAAGGAAAGCCUUUUACAGAAGUGUGUUAAUGUUCUUCACAAAUGGAAUCCGUUCACUGGAACGAAAAUCAUUGAUUUAGAAUCAUUGGAUAUUGGAUUUCGACUGUGCACUCUGUACACCAUCCUGAAACAGGAAGUGCUUCUGCAGGAGGAUGUGGAGCUGAUUGACCUACUUGACCCCAGUAUCCUGCAAUCAACACAAGCCCAACAACACAAAAAUGGCUAUCUCCCAUCCAAGUGGUUAUGGAGAACUCUUAAUAUUUGGGAUAUUUCAGCAUUGGCUGUCCUUGCUAGUGCCUUAGUCGUGACCUCAAGCCAUUGUGAUACUUUCCCUUGGGGCCUUGUAGGAAUGGGUCUGUGUGGCCUCAGUCUUUAUAUGGUUUUCAGAAGCUUCAGUUUAUGGAGAACAGCCAUGCUCCAACGAUCCAUGAGAAAAUGCAACAGCAGUCUGGAAGAUAUAGUGGUGAAUAGCCACACUUUCACCAGUCUUGUCAGAAAAUCAAUUCGACAAAUUCAAGAGACAGAAGUCAUUUCAAGAGGAUUCACGUUAGUGACUGCUGCAUGUCCUGCCAGUAAGCUGGGGAACUCCAGGCAACAGCAAGGUCAGCAGCUCAUUGGCCUUCGGAGGGCAGUGUACAGAUCAGUGAGAUCCGCCUAUCGAGCUUCUCGAGUGGCUACCUGCCAGAUGCUGAAGUCCUAUCCUCUGAACUCUGAAAUUGAUAACGUGACUAAUUACCUCUCUGCAAUCCCAAUAAAUGAGCUUGGCAUGGGACUCGACAAAGACCUUGUGUCUGAGGAGGAGGCCCAGGAGCUGACAGAUUGUUACAGUCUCAAGGACUUAAAGGUACUGUUUCAGCUUUGGGUGGGUCAAAGCUCAGAGUUCUUCAGACGCCUGGCUUUGUUAUUAUCUCCAGUCCAGGCUGCACCCAAGUCCCAUAUUAAUGCUGAGCACUUGGCACACCAUGUCGUUGCAGAAGUAACCCAGAAUGUACCUCAUGUCCUUACAAGUUGCCUUGAAGAGUUGAAACACAGCUAUGACUUCCACAGAUACUGGCAGGUACAGCAACUAUCCAAUUUAGAACCAUCAAAUAAGACCAAACAACAAUCAAGGGAGCUGACGAAUGUAUACACCGUGAUGCGUAGCCUGCAGCUCCACCUUAAAGCGCUACUAAAUGAGGUUAUUUCUUUAGAGGAUUGUCUGGAAAAGUUCCAUGAAUCCCAGGAACAGGAUAAACUAACACAGGAAGUGUACCGUGAUCUGCAUCAGAAAUUUAAACUGAUUCAACCACAUAUGGAAGCAAGCAUAAAUUGCUGGGAUGAGACAAGUAAUCUGGUGGAUAAACUAGUACACACGUCUUUGGGCAGUAAAGGCAGACCUAUAGCACAGGACAAAAAUUUGCCUCCAACCUGGAAACCGUCAGCAAAGUCUGUUGUACAGAUCAAAGAUCAGGAUCCAGUCCCUGAAGAACAGGAACUUGAAGCUUACGUAGAAGAAUCUGAUGCAGAUGGAGAUUUCCGAGGGGGCUUGUUGAAAUACUUGUCACAAGAGGAACAAGAGAAGGAGAGGCAAGAGAGGGAGGAAUCCAGGAGAAUGCUUCAGGAGCUGAAAAGUGUGUUGGGGUUCAAGGCCUCCGAACUGGAGAGGCAAAAGUGGAAACAGCUACUCUUCAACGAUUAUGCUGCGCUGAAGACAGUUUCAUCUGCAGACAUUAUGCAGCUGGAGGCAGUCCCACUGGAAUGUCAGGAGGCAGACGCAAAUGUACAAGGCCAAAAAGUUUGUGAUGACAGCUCCCAAGGGGUAGAUGCCAAUCAACUAGACUGCUUGAUGGAUAACAAAGAAUGUUGCAGAGGAAGAGGUCCAGACUGCAUUGAUGUACAUCUGGAUGGUAGCAAAGAUGCUGUUCCAAGUGACACUAUCAGCACGGGUGGUGUAAGUGGAUGCUUGGUUUGCUGCUCAGAGACUGCAGACAGUUCCAUACAAAAGCAAGAAAAUUCACAGCCAGCUGCAUCUGAGCAGCUGCAGACAGCUGUUCAACAGGGACUUGCUGAAAGACAUGGGCCAGUUGUCCUCCAAUUUGCCUCAGCUCUUGCUGCACAGGUUGCUGCUCGCUCUUACAGUUUUGCUCAUUUAUCGGAACAGACUUUUGGGGAUGAUGAUGAGGAGGAGGAGGAGGAGGAGGAGGAGGAAGAUGAGAAUAUAGAUGUUAAAUGUGUAAAUUCUGGACCUCCAUAAAUGCAGAGUGAUUGGAACAUGCUAAGCUAUAUUUAAUACUCAAAAGCAGGUCAGAACUGUGAUGCAGAAAGUAUUUCGUGUAACAUGAUAGUGAAUAAUUUUGCUCAGUAAAGUGCGUAUUUUGUA
This is a messenger RNA of Hemiscyllium ocellatum (epaulette shark), 2649 nucleotides long. RefSeq names its product vezatin, adherens junctions transmembrane protein (gene vezt). Gene Ontology annotation, molecular function: myosin binding. Gene Ontology annotation, biological process: cell-cell adhesion. The transcript is spliced from 13 exons. Gene Ontology annotation, cellular component: plasma membrane. The record is from RefSeq and is a predicted model, not a curated record. Bases 43 to 2523 code for a protein of 826 amino acids. Lineage: Eukaryota; Metazoa; Chordata; Chondrichthyes; Orectolobiformes; Hemiscylliidae.